Nomascus leucogenys (northern white-cheeked gibbon) is the source of this 4778-nucleotide messenger RNA. It is a transcript of the gene WASHC2C, whose product is annotated as WASH complex subunit 2C. Gene Ontology annotation, molecular function: retromer complex binding; phosphatidylinositol phosphate binding. The record is from RefSeq and is a predicted model, not a curated record. Lineage: Eukaryota; Metazoa; Chordata; Mammalia; Primates; Hylobatidae. Gene Ontology annotation, cellular component: WASH complex; early endosome. Gene Ontology annotation, biological process: retrograde transport, endosome to Golgi; protein localization to endosome.
ACUUCCGCAGCUUCCUCCCCUCAGCAUCGUAGGUCGGAUCACGUGCAGGUCCUGUCACGUGACGUCAGGUCACGUGAGGCCGUUCACGCCCUGGGCAGCUUGGCUGGGGCUAGGCUUCCGGUGCUCUGCAGUCCUCGGCGCGUGCGGGCAGCGUCGGAGCCCACCAAGCCUGGCGGCUGGGAUGAUGAACCGGACCACCCCCGACCAGGAGCUGGUGCCGGCGUCGGAGCCCGUGUGGGAGCGGCCGUGGUCGGUGGAGGAGAUCCGCAGGAGUAGCCAGAGCUGGUCGCUGGCGGCCGACGCGGGCCUACUACAGUUUCUACAGGAAUUUUCACAGCAAACUAUCUCUAGGACCCAUGAAAUCAAGAAACAAGUGGACGGACUAAUUCGGGAAACCAAAGCCACAGAUUGUCGCCUGCAUAAUGUCUUCAAUGACUUCCUUAUGCUCUCUAAUACCCAGUUCAUUGAGAAUCGUGUAUAUGAUGAAGAAGUGGAGGAGCCAGUACUCAAGGCUGAGGCAGAAAAAACAGAGCAGGAGAAGACUCGAGAGCAGAAAGAAGUAGAUCUCAUUCCUAAAGUCCAGGAGGCUGUGAACUAUGGCUUACAAGUAUUGGACAGUGCCUUUGAGCAACUUGAUAUCAAAGCAGGAAACUCAGACUCUGAGGAAGAUGAUGCUAAUGGGCGGGUGGAACUGAUCCUUGAACCAAAGGAUCUAUACAUUGAUCGUCCUUUACCAUAUCUCAUUGGGUCAAAGCUGUUCAUGGAACAAGAAGAUGUAGGUCUUGGAGAGCUGUCCAGUGAAGAAGGCUCUGUAGGCAGUGAUCGUGGCAGUAUUGUGGACACUGAGGAAGAGAAAGAAGAGGAGGAGUCAGACGAAGAUUUUGCCCAUCACAGUGACAAUGAUCAAAACCGGCACACCACACAAAUGAGUGAUGAGGAAGAGGAUGAUGAUGGCUGUGACCUUUUCGCUGACUCUGAGAAGGAGGAGGAAGAUAUUGAGGACAUUGAAGAAAAUACUAGACCUAAAAGAAGCAGGCCUACAUCGUUUGCAGAUGAGCUGGCUGCCCGCAUCAAGGGGGAUACCUUGGGCCGAGUCAACGAGGAGCCCACAACCUUAUCCUCAGGAGAAGCAAAACCUCGGAAGACACUCAAAGAGAAGAAGGAAAGGAGAACUCCUUCAGACGAUGAAGAGGAUAACUUAUUCGCACCCCCCAAGCUGACCGACGAGGACUUCUCGCCAUUUGGCUCUGGAGGCGGCCUGUUCAGUGGGGGCAAGGGGCUCUUUGAUGAUGAGGACGAGGAGAGUGACCUCUUCACGGAAGCCCCGCAGGAUCGGCAAGCUGGAGCCUCUGUUAAGGAGGAGUCUUCAUCAUCCAAACCUGGAAAGAAAAUCCCAGCAGGAGCUGUUUCUGUAUUUUUAGGAGACAUGGAUGUGUUUGGUGCUGCCUCCGUUCCAUCACUGAAGGAGCCACAGAAGCCUGAGCAGCCCACUCCAAGGAAAAGCCCCUACGUUCCCCCUCCCACUGGCCUCUUUGAUGAUGAUGAUGGUGAUGAUGAUGACGACUUUUUCUCGACACCCCGCAGCAAACCUUCCAAAACAGGCAAAGUCCAAUCCACUGCCGAUAUCUUUGGUGACGACGAAGGAGAUCUGUUCAAAGAAAAAGCCGUAGCAUUGCCAGAAGCCACUGUGAGUCAGACAGAUGAAAAUAAAGCAAGAGCAGAAAACAAGGUUACCUUACCUUCCAGCAAAAAUCUCAAGCCCUCGUCAGAAACAAAGACUCAAAAAGGCUUAUUUUCAGAUGAGGAGGACUCUGAGGAUUUGUUUUCUUCUCAAAGUGCGAGUAAGUUAAAAGGUGCAUCUCUGCUGCCUGGCAAGCUCCCCACGUCGGUUUCCCUGUUUGAUGAUGAAGAUGAAGAGGAUAAUCUUUUUGGGGGUACAGCAGCUAAGAAGCAGACAUUGUCUCUACAAGCUCAGAGAGAAGAGAAAGCAAAACCCUCCGAGCUCUCCAAAAAGAAAGCAUCUGCCCUGUUGUUCAGCAGUGAUGAGGAGGACCAGUGGAAUAUUCCUGCUUCACAGACCCACUCAGCAUCUGACAGCAGGUCUAAAGGAGAACCCAGGGAUUCUGGGACCCUCCAGAGCCAGGAGGCCAAGGCUGUGAAAAAGACCAGUCUCUUUGAGGAAGACGAAGAUGAUGAUCUUUUUGCCAUUGCCAAGGACAGCCAAAAGAAGACCCAGAGAGUGUCACUCCUCUUUGAAGACGAUGCUGAUAGCGGAGGCUCUCUGUUUGGCUCUCCUCCCACAUCUGUUCCUCCUGCAACAACGAAAAAAGAGACUGUCUCUGAGGCACCACCUUUGCUGUUCAGCGAUGAAGAAGAGAAGGAGGCACAACUUGGAGUGAAGCCUGUGGAUAAGAAGGUUGAGAGUGCCAAGGAGUCAUUAAAAUUUGGGAGAACUGAUGUGGCUGAGUCAGAAAAGGAAGGACUUUUGACUAGAUCUGCUCAGGAAGCAGUCAAGCAUUCUGAUUUAUUUUCUUCACCAUCCCCAUUGGACAAAGGAACCAAGCCUAGAACCAAAACUGUUCUUAGCUUGUUUGAUGAGGAAGAGGAUAAAAUGGAAGAUCAAAACACUAUCCAGGCUCCACAGAAAGAAGUAGGAAAGGGCCGUGAUCCUGAUGCCCGCCCCAAGAGCACAGGUGUCUUCCAGGAUGAAGAGCUGCUUUUCAGCCACAAGCUCCAAAAGGACAAUGACCCAGAUGUUGACCUUUUUGCUGGCACCAAAAAAACCAAGCUGUUAGAGCCAAGUGUUGGGAGCCUGUUUGGGGAUGAUGAAGAUGAUGAUCUUUUCAGCUCUGCCAAGUCCCAGCCUUUGGUACAAGAGAAAAAGAGAGUAGUGAAAAAAGACCACUCUGUUGACUCUUUCAAAAACCAGAAACAUCCUGAAUCCAUUCAAGGUAGUAAAGAAAAAGGCAUAUGGAAGCCGGAAACACCUCAGGACUCAUCAGGUCUCGCUCCAUUUAAAACCAAAGAACCAUCCACUCGGAUCGGGAAGAUACAAGCAAAUUUAGCGAUCAACCCAGCGGCCUUGCUGCCCACAGCGGCUUCCCAGAUCUCUGAAGUAAAGCCUGUUUUGCCGGAAUUGGCUUUUCCUUCAUCUGAACACAGAAGGAGCCACGGUCUGGAAAGUGUGCCUGUCCUUCCCAGGAGUGGGGAGGCCGGUGUGAGUUUUGAUCUUCCAGCUCAGGCAGACACCUUACACAGUGCAAACAAGAGCCGUGUCAAGAUGAGAGGGAAGCGUAGACCGCAGACCCGUGCAGCUAGGCGGCUGGCUGCUCAGGAGUCCAGCGAGGCUGAGGACAUGAGUGUCCCCAGAGGACCCAUUGCACAGUGGGCUGAUGGCACCAUUUCCCCUAAUGGCCAUCGGCCACAGCUCAGAGCAGCCAGUGGAGAAGACAGCACUGAGGAGGCCCUGGCAGCUGCCGCUGCACCUUGGGAAGGUGGUCCUGUGCCUGGAGUGGACAGAAGCCCCUUUGCAAAGUCUCUGGGUCAUUCCAGAGGGGAGGCUGACCUUUUUGAUUCUGGGGACAUCUUUUCCACGGGCACUGGAUCUCAGUCCGUGGAGAGAACAAAACCCAAGGCAAAGAUAGCAGAGAAUCCUGCCAACCCACCAGUGGGUGGUAAAGCAAAGAGCCCCAUGAUUCUUGCUCUAGGCGAGGCCAGCAGUGAUGAUGAUCUCUUUCAGUCUGCUAAACCAAAACCAGCAAAGAAAACAAAUCCCUUUCCUCUCCUGGAAGAUGAGGAUGACCUCUUUACAGAUCAGAAAGUCAAGAAGAAUGAGACAAAAUCCAAUAGUCAGCAGGAUGUCGUAUCAACAACACAAGAUAUUUUUGAGGAUGAUAUAUUUGCUACGGAAGCAAUGAAACCCUCUCAGAAAACCAGAGAGAAGGAGAAAACAUUGGAAUCUAAUUUAUUUGAUGAUAACAUUGAUAUCUUUGCUGACUUAACUGUAAAACCAAAAGAAAAGUCCAAAAAGAAAGUUGAAGCCAAGUCUAUAUUUGAUGAUGAUAUGGAUGACAUCUUCUCCUCUGGUAUCCAGGCUAAGACAACCAAACCAAAAACCCGAUCUGCACAGGCCGCACCUGAACCAAGAUUUGAACACAAGAUGUCCAACAUCUUUGAUGAUCCCCUGAAUGCCUUUGGAGGCCAGUAGAGCACACAGGGUAUCCACAUGUUACCCUGCAGCUACAUUGUUGAGUUAGUGAUGAUGUCGUAUAUGCUCAUGGUCUUAACUAGAUUACAAAAAGCAAAUACUAGAACAGCUAGCUCAUCUUUUUCCCAAUGUACUUAGUAUUUUCCUGCACUGGUUUAAUCAUACUUAAUACGAUAAAACAAAAAUAAAUAUUUCACAGUGGUUGGUUUGUUUUGUUUUUAAACCGCAGUUUGAUUUAGUUACCCUUGCUGGGGCCAUAAUAUGCUUCAGGGUGUGUAAAAGACUAAAUCUCUCCUUGUGGCUUUCAUGGGUAGGCAGGGAAUCUCAGAGGUAGCAAAUGCCACCUGACCAGAAGUCUUUUGUUAUAUGGAUGGGAACCCUAACUUAGGGCCUGGGCAGGGGAAAGAGAAAGAAGAUGAGAGUUUAUACUUCAUGAGUCUUAGCAAUAUGGGAGCAGGUUUCCACUGAAAUCUGAGGGUGCCUCUGCAUGUCCUCCAAGGCAAAGUUUGGCUAGCUAUGGCCCCCCCACUGUCAUAUUUUGUUAAUAAAAUUUUAUUGGAACACAACCACA